UGAAUCAACAUAUUCUUCUACACGACCCUACAAUGGUUCGACUUGCGUUGCUUAUUGCAGCUGCUGUUACGGUAAUUUCAGCCUUACCGGCAGAACUUCCAGAUCCUGGUGAACUUGUGUACGUUUUGGGUGAAGAAGAGUUUGAAGAUUACCUUGACAGGUGGCUUGAAGUUGAAGAAGAAAAAUGGGCAGCUAAUGCUACAGUAGCUGCUCCUCGAAGUGGUUGUACUUUGCGCGUCAAUGGUGAUUUCGGACAGCCUCAACCAGUCUUCAUCCGCCGCAAUACUAAUAACUAUGUUGCAGCAAAUGGAAAUUCUGGUCAAGUUCGUCUCAACGCUGGGGAACAAGUUAUUGUUUCUUGUACAGGGUCCGGUCGUCUCAUUCGACACCCAAACAUUGCUGCCAAUGUUGCUACAGCUACUGCAACUUGUGUGAAUAAUAAUUUAGUGUCAGGUGCUGGAUGGUUGAAUGGUAACAGAGCCUUUGGAGGUCUUACUUGUAGCGCACACUCGUAUCACGAGGCGCAACAAACUAACGAAAGAUGUUUUAAUAACAAUGUUGUUAUUCGGGUUGGCUUCAUAGUCAACAAUGUCUUCUAUCCAAUGUAUUGGUCUUGCUUCGAUAGAAACCGCCUUGAAGUAUUAUAUGUCUGGACACAUCAAACCGCAGCGAAUGCUGUUCACCAAACCGGUGUUGAUCGACCCAGCUGGCUUGCUGGAAGCCAUUUCCCUGGAGUAGCAGUAAACAACCUUUACACGCAAGUAUCCCAAAAACAAGCCAUCGCUAGAGUAGUUGGCAAUGCUUUGGCUGAUCGAUAUGUUACUUCUCACCAAUUCUUAGCACGAGGUCACCUUGUGGCUAAGAGUGACAAAGUUUUUGCAACUGGACAACGCGCCACCUUCUGGUUUAUCAACGCUGCGCCACAAUGGCAGCCAUUCAACGCUGGUAACUGGAACUGGUUGGAACAAAAUCUUCGCGCUCGUAUCGGUGCCGCUGGUUACAACACCGUCGUGUACACUGGAACAUUCGGCGUGACUCAGCUAAGAAAUGCUAACGGACAAUUUGUGGAUAUCUUCCUUGACCCUGCUACUCGCAGACUUCCAGUCCCCUUGUACUUCUAUAAGGUGGUCUACGACGCCUCCCGUCGUCUGGGCACUGCAUUUAUCAGCAUCAACAAUCCUCACUACUCCCUGGCAGAAGCUCGCGCUCUUCAGUUCUGCACGGACCGCUGUCGCAACAAUAAUGCCUUCAACUGGCUCAACUGGCAACCAGACCGCGUUGACAUUGGAUACAGUUUCUGCUGCACAGUCGACGACUUCAGAAGAAGAAUUGGCCAUCUUCCUGCUUUUGCAGUCAAUGGCCUGCUAUCGUAAUAACGAUCGUUUAAAAUUCACGGAUUAAACGUUGUAAAGCAAUAAUAUUUAUAGAUUAUCUGUGAAAUUAAAAAUUAAUUCAUAUCAAUAUAUUACGCAAAAUAUCUACAUCGCGUUUGUUAAUCUUAUCGCAUUAACUUGUAAAUAUUGUAGUAUAUAUGAACUAAUUGUGAUAUUAAUAUAUUGUUGACGCCUUUA
Molecule: messenger RNA, 1571 nt
Organism: Leptidea sinapis
Lineage: Eukaryota; Metazoa; Arthropoda; Insecta; Lepidoptera; Pieridae
Gene: Nuc
Exons: 7
Coding region: 33-1373 (446 amino acids)
Biological process (GO): apoptotic DNA fragmentation
Cellular component (GO): nucleus; mitochondrial inner membrane
Molecular function (GO): nucleic acid binding; metal ion binding; single-stranded DNA endonuclease activity
Source: RefSeq, a predicted model, not a curated record